Fopius arisanus is the source of this 4889-nucleotide messenger RNA. It is a transcript of the gene Lim3, whose product is annotated as Lim3 homeobox protein. Lineage: Eukaryota; Metazoa; Arthropoda; Insecta; Hymenoptera; Braconidae. The transcript has 8 exons. Bases 1478 to 2896 code for a protein of 472 amino acids. The record is from RefSeq and is a predicted model, not a curated record. Gene Ontology annotation, cellular component: nucleus. Gene Ontology annotation, molecular function: RNA polymerase II transcription regulatory region sequence-specific DNA binding; zinc ion binding; DNA-binding transcription factor activity, RNA polymerase II-specific. Gene Ontology annotation, biological process: neuron differentiation; regulation of transcription by RNA polymerase II.
UCAAAUCGCACCUUCCGUCAGAUACACCGUCGAGACACCUGAGAAACGUCACUCGACAAAAUUUCAAGUAAAAAUAAUAAAAACUUAAACUAAACAUACCAUCGCCGAUCGGUAGAUGCUGAAAAUUCGGGCGAAUGUUGGAAAUAAUUUUUUUACAAAUGUGGAGAAAUAAAGGAACGUGAAGGAGUAAAAAAUAAAGAAGAAAAGGCGAAUGGUUCCGAUCGUGUAUCGACAAGGUCCAAGUCACGGAAUCCGGGCUUCUUUCUUACGUGCCGGCGGUCUCCUGGCGCGGCUACGAAAGAGAAUCCGCAAAAGGAGCGACGACUAAGUCAAUCCCAGUGACUUUUUCAUACCAGCUGGCGGGUCCCCAGCUACUCACCUCAAAAAUCUUUAUCCUCUAUCUUUCUUUCCACUCGUGUUUCACCAUCAACAAGAACCAACGUAUUAUACACGAAAAGGACUCCUAAGAUUUACAUCAUCGGUCCAUGGCUAUGGAUUUACAUUGUCAUCCGUGUAAAAACCAAUCGCUAAGGUUUCACUUGCUGUUGAAGAGCUUGAGGAACUCAACGAUCGCUCAAAUGCAUCGUCGACCAUCGCCGAGGUGGAGUGCAUCCCCCAAUCCCCACGUGUCCCAGUGAAGUUAUCCAAUUUUUCAAAAAUAAAACAGCAACGAGCCCUGGAAAAUAGCGGAAUGGAUCAACGAGAGAAGAAAAAUUGAAGGACCGUGUGAAGAAGUUCAUUGGGCCGUGGCCAUAACCAAGGUUAUGGUCGAGAUAAACUUGUAGCCGAGUGCAGCUCUGAUAAGGAAAAACGAUCCGUCGGAUCUGGGGGACUUUACGUUGUGUGACGAGUGUCCCGCUGGCAGUGGGCCCCUUCGGACGCUGCCCACUCCAUACCGUCGGCUAUUCCUCAUCAUCGUCGACUGGCAAAUUAAUCAAAUUCAUCAAUAAAUCUUCGAUUCAUUCUCACGUGAAUAUUAAAUCUCCAAGUUAUUGAAAAUAAUUACCACGAAUGCACGCUGAUGGCAUGUUUUCCGAGUUCGGGAGGUCUUCAAUGAUGACAAGGAAAAGCAGGAAAAAAUUGUUAUUGAGUUGUGCUUAGGAAGUACGAAGAAUUUUACGUAUUCUGUUUACAAACAUUUCAACAGUCAAUCAAGUGUAACUCGAGAGUGGGUGAGUGACUCAGUGAAGACGUUGGCUGGACAAAAUUUAGCCAUUACUCCGAGUUAAACUUUAGUGAUUGAUCUUCAAGAUAGACAAUUUUGUCAGUUGACUGUUGACUUUCACAUUGUGAAAACAGUGCUUUUUCUUUUCUGAGAUUUUGGUGAGGGUUUGUGGGGAAGACAUUUGAGUUGGUGACAGUUAGACUGGAGCUGUAUUUGCCGUAUGCACCACUGCCGGGGGGUGGAGGAAUCCUCCCGGCGGUGUCGAGUGGCGGUGGCUGCAGACCGGUGUUACUCGGUGGUGUUGACCUGUCAAUGUCAGCAGCGGUACAACCAUCACUAAAUGCUCCACCAGUCCACAAUUCCCUUCAUCCAUCCACCGCUCUGACAUCUCUGCCACAAUUGACAAGUGGGUCCGUUAUCAUGCCCCGUCCACCAGCCACUGGUAUACCAACACUUGGAACACCUAUUCCAGCAGCUCACCAUGAUCCUUCGGAAAUUGGUGAUGCACCUGCCAACCCUGAUGUCCUGCUUGCCUUACUAGCGAGGAAUAAAAAUUUUGAGGAACAGAAAUGUGAGACACACUCUCCUCUCCAGAGUAAACCAUCAAUACCAAAAUGCGGUGGUUGCCAAGAAGCAAUCCUAGACAGGUACGUCCUGAGAGUCCUAGAGAAGUGUUGGCAUGCACGUUGUCUAACAUGUCGUGACUGCGGUGCUAGAUUAUCAGGCAAGUGUUUUGCCCGAAACGGCCACGUCUUCUGCAAGGAUGACUUCUUCAAGCGGUUCGGGACAAAGUGCGCUGGCUGCGGCCAAGGAUUGGCACCAUCCCAGGUCGUCAGAAGGGCCCAGGAACUUGUCUAUCAUCUCACCUGUUUCUCCUGUGCCCUGUGCUCCAGACAACUCGAUACUGGAGAUGAAUUUUAUCUCAUGGAGGACAGAAAACUCGUAUGCAAACCUGAUUACGAGCAGGCCAAGGCUAAAGAGCUGGCUGAUGGGGGCAGUAUCGAUGGCGAUCAGCCGAACAAGAGGCCGAGAACGACGAUAACUGCUAAGCAGCUGGAGACACUUAAACUUGCCUAUAAUAACAGCCCCAAGCCUGCUAGACACGUCAGGGAACAACUAUCGCAGGAUACUGGGCUGGAUAUGCGUGUUGUUCAAGUUUGGUUUCAAAAUAGGAGGGCGAAAGAGAAGAGACUGAAAAAAGACGCAGGAAGAACGAGAUGGUCCCAAUACUUCCGGAAUAUGAAGGGCAAUGGUGCUGGUGGUCAUUCCCCAAGACAUGACAAACUCCUCGACAAGGAUGAGCUCAAGGUCGAUCUCGAUUCGUCAUUUGGUCAUCACGAUUUGAGUAAUGACAGCUACGGUACCGUUGUCAAUAUGGGACUGGAGGGUGAGGGUUCGAGUCCAGGUGGUGGUGGCAGUGGAAAUGGAGGUGGUGGUCCACCCAGAGGCUAUUUGGGUGGUACAACACCACCUUAUUUAUCAACGUCCAGAUCACCGUCCUUACCACCACAAUUUCCUUACCCUCCAGACGCUGGCCUCUCGGUUUACACAACUAUUGGUGGACCAGGUGGAAUGGUACCAGGACCAGCAUCCGAUCUAAGUAAUGAGUCGAGUGGCGGUGGCGGAGGUGGAGGUGGAGGAGGAGGAUAUCCUGACUUCCCACCAUCUCCAGAUUCCUGGCUUGGUGAAGCUCCUCAGCAUCCUCAUCACCAUCCCCACUACUCCACAUAACCCCCCAAAAAAAGGAAACUCAUAGAAUCACCGAAUAUCGUCUAGAAGAAACAGGGGCUGAAGAAUGGAGUGCAAAUGGUAUCCAACUAUCAAUGACGCCUGAAGAGUUUCGACUCAUUUUGAAGCAGUAAGAAAUACCUCUCAAAAUGAUUCAUAACUUGAAAAUUCUAUUCAUGAUUCAGGGUCAUUUAAUUCUGAAAUGCGAUACAUUUUGUGCCCAGUGUCUUCCCGAUUAUCGAUUGGAGAGAAAAUUUGCGAUUAAAUUGAAUUUUUCUCUCGAUAUUGAUGUUCUCUUUAGACGAUACUCGCCACCGUCCCUAGACACAAAAAUUUAAGAUCCUGUCACCAAAAAACGGCUCUAUUACUUAUAAAUUAUAUCACGUAACAUUCGCAUCGAUAUUAUUAAUAAUAGAUAUAUAUAUUUAUGUACAAGUUCCUCGUUUUCCCGUUGCGAUUUAGAUGGAAAAGAAUGGAGAAAUACAUUGAUUCGUUUAGUUGAUAGUUUUGGAGAUGAAAUUACUUGCAAAUGGACUUUAUUCUCAUUUUUUUAUGUCAGUUUUCUUCAAGAAAAAAUAGUAUAGAAUUGUUUGACACAAUUAUUUUUUCGUUGAGAAAGUUCUACAAUAAAUGGGAUGAAGCUAUUUGCGGAUUUCAACAUUUAUGCACGCGAAGAAUUCCGUUGUUUUGUGGGUUGAGGAAAUCAGUGAAACAUUCUCGCAAUCUGCGUCGAGAGACUGUCCAGGUUUUUUUUUGUUUUGGAGAAUUGAGUACCAAAAUGGUAAAACGAGAUAAUUGAAUUAGACUUCAAGAUUGGAUUUAAUCAGAUGUGGAAAGUGAAAAGUUGAUCGAUUUUUUUUUUACAUUUAACAAAUUUUAACAUCUAACGAUUAAAUUUAAAAAACUCGUUUGCUGACUUUAAGAUAGCCAUCUUGUUUUCUUGAAUAUAAAAAAUGUAGAUGAGAACUCCUCAAUUAUUGAUUUAUCUAAAAAAUGAUCGAUUCGAAAUUUCUUUAGAAAUCAAUUUCUUGAAUUUUCUCAUAUUUAACGAACCUGUAGAAUUCAACUUAUCUCACUUUGUCGCUUCCUUACUGAAUUAAUUUAUUCUCCUUCCGUUCGACGAUAUUGUCACUAAUUCAACUGGAAAAUAUCUCAAUUUACGUCAUUGUUUCAUCAUUUGGCUACCGGGAUUGUUCCGGACAGAUGAAACACCGAUAAAAACCUCUAAAAUGCGCACUUGUUUCCUCGAUCUAUUUGAAUAACGGGGUCAUCGUCUGCAAAGCUUGUGUGGGAUCGACGAAAUUUUUCAAAAGAUGUCACACUGUAAAUAUUUGAAAUAAGGAAUUUCGAUGAUAAGGAAAAUUCUAUUGUACAUCAGUAUCGUCGCGUAUCGCGAUAAACUUAAUGUCAGGUGCAAAGAACCGUAAAUUGUCCAUUAUAAAGUUUCCACUCGAGACCCAAAAAAAAAAACGAGAAAUGAAGAAAAUCCGCAAUUGAUUGUGGAGAACGCAUUUAUUAUGAUCGAGAAAUAUUUCUCGUCGUCCGAAUGAAUCUGCAGUUUCCAGAAAGAAUAAUCUGGAAAAAUUCCCAUGAGAACUGCAUAAAAUGCUUGUUUUAACAUAAAGUCAGGUCAAAUCGACUGUUGAUAUUGAAACUAAUUUAGUGAACAAUUUCUUUGUAAAUUCAUUUGGAAUGCGUGCAAUGUAAAAAGAUUUGAAAAUGAUAGUCUCGAAUUAAGUCACUGUACAUUCCCCGUUCGGCGUUUAUCAUUUAUAAUGUGCGAAUUGAAUCACUAAUUAUAGAAUACAAGUCGAAACAACACAAAGUAGUCCGACAAGAGUGGAAAUAUGAAUUAUUAGAGUAAUUGUGAGAUGAAAUGUAUAAAGUGAUAAAAAAAAUUAUGAGUUCAAUGGACAAAACCACUUGGACGUGAUUUCGUCGUGUUCGCAAGUUAGCCAGAAUCAGUUAUUACGGAUCUUUAUAUUAUUAUCUAGUC